Mangifera indica (mango) is the source of this 1429-nucleotide messenger RNA. RefSeq names its product farnesyl pyrophosphate synthase 1-like. Gene Ontology annotation, biological process: trans, trans-farnesyl diphosphate biosynthetic process. NCBI's taxonomy places the organism in Eukaryota, Viridiplantae, Streptophyta, Magnoliopsida, Sapindales, Anacardiaceae. The transcript has 13 exons. Gene Ontology annotation, cellular component: cytoplasm. The record is from RefSeq and is a predicted model, not a curated record. Bases 377 to 1294 code for a protein of 305 amino acids. Gene Ontology annotation, molecular function: dimethylallyltranstransferase activity; (2E,6E)-farnesyl diphosphate synthase activity.
AAUAUAGCUUGCCCACCCACAAUGAGAAGUUAAAUACAAAUCAGCCCUUGGAACUCUGAAGCAAGAAUACAGUUGAACAGAACAAUUUAGGCAGGAACAGCAGAGUGACAACUCACUGACUGUACAGGACUCUUCCUAUAAGUAAGGCAAAAAACUAAACAAUACUUCACAGCCACUCUUUCUUUAACACAACUCAACUCAUUUCAGCAGCAAGAUGAGUGAUUUGAAGUCCAAAUUCUUGGAGGUUUACCGUCUCUUGAAAGAGGAGGUCCUCAAUGACUCAGCCUUUGAAUUUACAGACGUUUCUCGCCAAUGGGUUGAACGUAUCUGAUGAAAUGAGAAAUGUUGAUGUUGAAGCUUCAGUAUUUUGCUUAAGAUGUUGGAUUACAAUGUACCUGGAGGAAAGUUGAACCGAGGGCUAUCUGUUGUUGACAGCUAUAAGUUACUGAAAGAAGGGAUAGAGCUAACAAAUGAUGAAGUUUUACUUUCAUCCGCACUUGGCUGGUGCAUCGAAUGGCUUCAAGCAUACUUUCUUGUUCUUGAUGACAUCAUGGAUGGCUCUCAUACUCGCCGUGGUCACCCUUGCUGGUUCAGACUUCCACAGAUUGGUAUCAUUGCUGUAAAUGAUGGCAUAGUACUUCGCAAUCAUAUCCCCAGAAUUCUGAAGAAGUAUUUUAAGGGAAAGCCUUAUUAUGUGGACUUGUUGGAUUUAUUUAAUGAGGUUGAGUUUCAAACAGCUUCAGGACAAAUGAUUGACCUAAUUUCGACAAUUGAGGGAGAGAAAGAUCUAACAAAGUACUCAUCAGCACUUCAUCGCCGCAUAGUUCAGUACAAAACUGCUUAUUACUCUUUCUACCUUCCAGUUGCUUGUGCAUUACUUAUGGCAGGCAAGAAUCUCAAUGAUCAUAUGGACGUUAAGAACAUCCUUAUCGAAAUGGGAAUCUAUUUUCAAGUACAGGAUGAUUAUCUAGAUUGUUUCGGCACUCCGGAAAUGAUCGGUAAGAUUGGAACUGAUAUUGAAGAUUUUAAGUGCUCUUGGUUGGUUGUGAAAGCGAUGGAAUGUUGUGAUGAAGAACAAAAGCAAUUGUUAAUUGAGAAUUAUGGGAAAGCAGAUCCGGCCUGUAUUGCGAAAGUGAAAGAGCUUUACAAUAUUAUUGAUCUUCAGGGUGCAUUCACAGAGUACGAGAGCGAGAGUUAUGAAAAGUUAAUAAAGUCCAUUGAAGCUCAUCCCAGUGAGGCCAUUCAAGCUUUGUUGAAGUCAUUUUUAGCCAAGAUUUACAAGAGGCAGAAAUAGAUCAGUCAAUCAACAAGGAAUAGGAGAGUAGCUGUUGGAUUUUCUUUCUUUUGGCAUAUUGCCUUUAAAUGUAAGAGAAUUUAAGUGUGGAUUUUUUUUUUUUCAAUGAACAUUUGAGUUACUUUUGGUUCUCAA